AUGCUUAGUCACAGUGUUCAAGGGGAGAUGCGGAACCCGCUAAAUUGUGGUGUCUGCAUUGCUCAGUCUCUAAAAAUCCCCCGUGAACCUAGACCAGGAGAAUUUGACAAGAUCAUCAAGCGCUUGAUGGAGACCCCAAAUGCUCGUGCAGUGAUCAUGUUUGCAAAUGAGGAUGAUAUCAGGAGAAUAUUAGAAGCAGCAAAGAAAACCAAUCAAACUGGACAUUUUCUUUGGAUAGGCUCAGACAGUUGGGGGUCUAAGAUUUCACCUGUUUACCAGCAAGAGGAGAUUGCAGAAGGCGCAGUCACCAUUUUGCCCAAAAGAGCUUCCAUCGAUGGUUUCGAUAGAUAUUUUAGGAGCCGAACUCUAGCAAAUAACAGAAGGAAUGUGUGGUUUGCAGAAUUCUGGGAAGAAAACUUUGGAUGCAAGUUGGGUUCCCAUGGAAAGAGGAACAGCAAUAUAAAGAAAUGUACAGGAUUGGAACGAAUUGCAAGGGACUCGUCCUACGAACAAGAAGGAAAGGUCCAGUUUGUCAUUGAUGCUGUUUACUCCAUGGCGUAUGCACUGCACAACAUGCAUAAAGAUAUUUGUCCUGGAUAUAUUGGCCUGUGUCCACGCAUGAGCACCGUCGAUGGCAAAGAGCUUCUUAGUUACAUUCGGGCGGUGAACUUCAAUGGCAGUGCUGGAACACCUGUUAUUUUCAAUGAGAAUGGAGAUGCACCUGGGCGCUAUGAUAUCUUUCAAUAUCAGCUAAACAACAGGACCGCAGAAUACAAAAUCAUUGGACACUGGACAAACCAGCUUCAUCUAAGUGUAGAAGACAUGCAGUGGGAUAACAGAGAGAGAACUCAUCCCACAUCGGUCUGUAGUUUGCCCUGCAAGCCGGGAGAAAGGAAGAAAAUGGUCAAGGGAGUGCCGUGCUGUUGGCAUUGCGAGCGCUGCGAAGGUUACCAUUACCAAGUGGAUGAGGUCACCUGUGAAAUGUGUGCAUUCGAUAAGAGGCCAAAUGCCAACCGCACCGACUGCCAGCCCAUCCCCAUCAUCAAGCUGGAGUGGCAUUCUCCAUGGGCUAUUGUGCCUGUCUUCAUAGCAAUCUUCGGGAUCAUCGCAACCACCUUUGUCAUCGUGACGUUUGUUCGCCACAACGACACGCCAAUUGUCCGGGCCUCGGGUCGCGAACUCAGCUACGUCCUCUUGACCGGGAUUUUCCUCUGUUACUCCAUCACUUUUUUAAUGAUUGCGAGUCCAGACACUGCCAUCUGCUCUUUGCGGCGGAUCUUCCUUGGGCUGGGCAUGUGCUUCAGUUACGCAGCUUUGCUCACCAAAACAAACCGAAUCCAUCGAAUAUUUGAGCAAGGGAAAAAAUCGGUCACCGCUCCAAAGUUCAUCAGCCCGGCUUCCCAGCUGGUGAUUACCUUCAGCCUCAUCUCCAUGCAGCUUCUUGGAGUCUUCAUCUGGUUUGGUGUUGAUCCUCCACAUAUCAUAGUGGACUAUGGAGAGCAGAGGACUCUGGAUCCGGAAAAUGCUCGUGGGGUUCUCAAAUGUGACAUCUCUGAUCUAUCUCUCAUUUGUUCCCUUGGAUACAGUAUUCUGUUAAUGGUAACAUGCACUGUUUAUGCCAUCAAAACAAGAGGCGUUCCAGAGACUUUCAAUGAAGCGAAACCAAUUGGAUUUACUAUGUACACCACCUGUAUCAUUUGGUUAGCUUUUAUUCCAAUCUUUUUUGGAACUGCACAGUCAGCAGAAAAGAUGUACAUCCAGACAACGACACUUACAAUAUCCAUGAGUUUAAGUGCUUCUGUGUCUCUAGGCAUGCUCUACAUGCCCAAGGUUUAUAUUAUCAUUUUUCACCCAGAGCAAAAUGUUCAGAAAAGGAAGAGGAGUUUCAAAGCUGUAGUCACAGCAGCCACAAUGCAAAGCAAGCUAAUCCAAAAGGGAAACGACAGACCAAAUGGCGAGGUCAAAACUGAACUUUGUGAAAGUCUUGAAACCAACACUUCCUCCAGCAAGACGACUUAUGUGAGCUACAGCAAUCAUGGAAACUGAGCGAGGAAACCAAACAUACCCGAAGACUUGCAGGAUGCGAACUUAAGAACAACGUUGACUAUAGCAUCAUGAGAACUCAGCCUCUGAGAUGUCUCUAGACCAUAGUCUAAAUCGUAAAAGGACAAAGACUAACCUUGAGCCCAAAGCAGGAGGGGCAUGUGGUUUGGGAGAGAAAUCACCCAGAAAUAUAUUAUAUGACUGUGUGUCAAAUGUCCAAACUGUUUACUCAUGAAAGAAGGUGAAUCACAAAAGGAAAACAAAAAUGUUAGCUUGUGAAAAAAAUGCUGUUGAAAUUAAAAAAAAAACAUGUCUGAUGUUCUACUUGUAAGUACUUUUUUGUGAUUGUGAGAAUUUCCAUUCCCGUUCCACACUUGUUCAACUUGUAUAAGAAGAUAAAGUUUGUUCCUUGUGAAGAUGGCUGACUGAAUUGAAGCCCUGCGUUGUGCUAAUGAUAAAUGCAAUGGUUGACGCAUGCAAAUUUUUAUACAAAAUAAUUUAUUUCUAUUAAUAAAGGAAUGUUUUGCAAAUGUUGA
Lacerta agilis (Sand lizard) is the source of this 2579-nucleotide messenger RNA. RefSeq names its product metabotropic glutamate receptor 8. Gene Ontology annotation, molecular function: group III metabotropic glutamate receptor activity. The record is from RefSeq and is a predicted model, not a curated record. NCBI's taxonomy places the organism in Eukaryota, Metazoa, Chordata, Lepidosauria, Squamata, Lacertidae. Bases 1 to 2046 code for a protein of 681 amino acids. Gene Ontology annotation, biological process: G protein-coupled glutamate receptor signaling pathway; regulation of synaptic transmission, glutamatergic. The transcript is spliced from 9 exons. Gene Ontology annotation, cellular component: membrane.